AUGGAGCUAAGGACGACCGAAAAUCGGCACACCUGUACCAUCGAGGAGACGCGCACCUCCCAGGCCGAAGCUGCCGCGCUGCCCCGACGUGAAAAGGUGUGGCGAUACCUAUUGGCCCUCCGGUUGGCCUCCGAUCAGCACCCAUCGACACGGAAGCAUCUGAAAAGCACUUACCAAAUCUACAAAGAAAAUGAGCGGUUACUCGAGUGUUUCCCGUUCUACAUCGUCCACCCCUUCAGCCGGUUGCGGGCGUACGCGGAUAUGGUGACAUUCGUCGUGAUGAACCUGCACCUGAUGUUACUCCCGUUCGCGUUCAGUUUUCUCACCUUCCGAGCCCAUCCCACCUCACCGCUCAAUCGCAUCGAGUCGUACGAUCUGGAGCUGUGCUUCCUGCUUGCCGGCGAGUUUCUGCUAAAGUUCUGCACCGGCUACGUCGACCAGGACACUUUCGAGAUCGUGCUCGAUCCGAAACGGAUCGUCUGGAGGCGUUUGCGCCCGGUGCGCCUACUGUACGAUCUCGCUCUCUUCAUGCCGUACAUUCUGCUGCUGGAGGUGUUUAGGGAGUGGAUACUGGAUGCUGGGGCGGAAGUAUGCCUGGCGUUCGUGUCCCUGCUGUACCUGAGUAAUAUCGGCCGCUUCCACGACAGUAACCGCUACUUUCAAGUGAUUCCACGCACCCUGGGCGUACCGGAGGGUAGGAAGCGCAUCAUUCAGAUCAUCAUGAACACGGUGUACGUACUGCACUGGACCACUUGUCUGGGAUACAUCAUACCGCUGCUACUGAAGGCCCAUCCGAGCGCGGAAUCCUCCGAUCAGCGGCAUCUGCUGGACGUCCUGCGGAUGAUGGAGGAACAAUCGGCGAUGCACCGGAACCUGAGCGAUCUUCGCAUCGUAACCGAUCCGUUCGUGAGGCGACGAUUAACAGACAUCCAGACGAACGCUUCCACCUCGUACCGGUACUUCCGCAGCAUGAUGAUGACGCUGCGUCUCGGCUUGGCCUCGUGCGAACGGACCGAUCUCGAGCAACACUUCAUGUACCAGUGGACGAUGUGGCUCGUCAUGUUUCUCGGUUGGCUGUGGUUUAACUAUGUGCCGGUUGUACUCUGCCGGGCACUGGAUUCACCCGAAAUGGCCAACGAUCAGUACGAUCGCUUCCUGUCGAAUCUGCACGCUUACGCCCUCAACAAGCGCCUCAGUCCGCAGCUGGAGCGUAGCUUGCGGGAGAACUUUGCGACCCGCUUCCGGGCCCGCUUCUUCGAUGAGUCCAUGAUCAUGGGUUUGUUCCCGCGUAAUCUGCGCAGCAGCAUCAAGAUGGAAACCUGUCGCCAUCUGGUGGCCAGUGUGGAUCUGUUCAAGAACCUUCCCUACUCGAUCCUGGCCGAUAUCGUGGACUGUUUGCAACUGGAGGUGUACCUCGAGGGUGACGUCAUCAUAGCGGCCGGUAGCUACGGUGAUUCCAUGUACUUUCUGGCCACCGGUACGGUCGCGGUUUACGCGAUGCACGGCCGGGAGCUCGGUCAUCUUUCCGAUGGUGCUUACUUUGGCGAAAUCUCACUGAUCAAGCGGAACCAACAGCGAACGGCCAACGUGGUGGCACUGGAACCGUGCGAAAUCUAUCGUCUGCCGCACGAAGACUUUCAGAGCGUAAUCCAGCCGCAUACGUAUCUGCUGAACCGCAUUAGGAAGCAGGCGGAACAGCGGUUGGCCGCGAUGAAGCGCAAAAAAGACAAAAUGUACCGCAAGAAGCUGAUCGAAGCAUUUUUGCAGUGA
Messenger RNA from Anopheles aquasalis, 1770 nucleotides. RefSeq names its product potassium/sodium hyperpolarization-activated cyclic nucleotide-gated channel 1-like. Gene Ontology annotation, biological process: potassium ion transmembrane transport; regulation of membrane depolarization; sodium ion transmembrane transport. The record is from RefSeq and is a predicted model, not a curated record. Gene Ontology annotation, molecular function: voltage-gated potassium channel activity. Lineage: Eukaryota; Metazoa; Arthropoda; Insecta; Diptera; Culicidae. Gene Ontology annotation, cellular component: HCN channel complex.